Messenger RNA from Fusarium graminearum PH-1, 2322 nucleotides. RefSeq lists its product as uncharacterized. Gene Ontology annotation, molecular function: phosphatidylinositol-4,5-bisphosphate binding. Lineage: Eukaryota; Fungi; Ascomycota; Sordariomycetes; Hypocreales; Nectriaceae. Bases 1 to 2322 code for a protein of 773 amino acids. Gene Ontology annotation, biological process: TORC2 signaling. The transcript is spliced from 4 exons. Gene Ontology annotation, cellular component: cytoplasm; TORC2 complex; plasma membrane. The record is from RefSeq and is a predicted model, not a curated record.
AUGUCUGUCAUUCAACUUGAAGAACUCGUCUCUUAUCAACUUCGCACAAGCUAUCUUGACGAAAUCGCAGACGGCGUCGGAGAACGCCUUCUUAACGUGAACGAUGGCUUCAUAAACUCGGCUCCCUUCAAAGCCGCUGGCUGGCGACCGAACUCUUCCCACCACAAGCGCACACAUUCACCUCCAAUUCCCACCGCGAUCGCUUCCGAAUAUUUUCAAGCACCAAAGCAAGCUGGACUCACGCUCGAAGACGGGGAAGAAGAUGGCGGCAUGCUCACAGCGGCCGGAUCUGACACCAUGGGCCCAGGAAUGGCUACGAGGCGACGCAGGCGUCGCGAGCAGAUGGAAGAGGAAGACAGCAGCGAUUUGAGCGACGAGAGUGAUGACGAUACGGACCAAAGGGCUGCGCAGCAGAUCAAAUUCGCCAAAAUGCCGGUCAGAAACAGAGCGGGCUCCUCACCACUACAGAACACGAAUCUUCGUCAGGUCGGAACUGUUUCGCCCAGGGCUCCUCGCCGAGGCUCACAGUCAGCGCUGGGGACAGUACAGGAGAGGGCUCGUAGGGACACGGUCACAAGUAGUGAAAUAUCAUCCGAAAACGAAACCGACAUUCCGACUGUGCAACGAUACCGAGAGGCUGCGCGUGCUGCAACGAGAGCCGCAAAGCUUCAGGCUAGAAUUAUGGAGGAGCCUACACCCGGCAUCCAGCGAGCAGACACUUCCCUCUUGCCAGAAGAGGAAGAAGACUCUGACGAGGUUUCCGACAUGUCUGACGACUAUGCCGAGAGUAUCGACUCAGCAUCAAUUCUUGACGGCGUGGAGAACGCCAUUAACGCGUCGCCUACCCGACAGGUUGUGGGAACUCCACCUAAGAACUUCGUACGACAAUCUACAAUUCGCAAAUCGAGACCACCCACCCAUCCCAUUGUCCUUGGAACGCUACCGCCUCCCAGGCCGAUGAGUAUGAUUCGGCCAUUAAGCGUUGCCCAGCCCAGGAGUUUGCUAUCAGCCGCUCUCAAAGCCAAGGACAAGAAGUCAUCCAUACCAUUCCAGAAAUUUGCACAUUUCAGCGGCCAGGGCACCCAGGGGUCUAUUGCCGAAAAGCUGGAUCCCCCUCUACCCAAGGGAAAACUAAAUAUCAAUUGGUGGACUCUACGCAUGGUUGAAGAGGGUGGCGAGGUCGAUGAUGACUUUCCUCCGUUUGAGAGGACCAAACCUUUGACAUCUUUCACGACGGUAAACAAUGCUGCCGCUCGAGGAGGAGGGCGCAUGCGAUCAAAUUCAACCGCUUACGAUGACUUUGCAUUGGCAGAGGCUUCAGAGGACGGGUAUCUUGAGAAUAAGUCGUUGACGCCUCAAGAGGAUGAGGAAGAAGAGCCAGUAACUUCACAAGACAGUGGCGGCGGCGUAGCUCUUGAUUCUGCACUGCCAGAUGAGGAUGCUACUCCUCGGGGUACUCCAGGACCGAACGUCAACUCUUUUCUUUCAGAUCGGCCACGACAGAAUCCCAUUGUCACAACGACGUAUAGAUCAAAUGCGCCUCCAGCGGAUAUGCCGCAGGCACCAGCUGCGGUUCCCAACACAUCCAGAGGACAGCAGAAGCUGCUUCGAGUUCACAUCAUGUCGGCAGACGUGGCUCCAGGUCAAAUGGUAACACUUGAUGUGAUGACAGACACAUACUUAGCUGAGGUGCUGGACGUGGUUUGCCGAAAGAGGCAGCUUGAUAAGGCCAACCAUGUCUUGAAACUACCUAGCUCAGGAGCUGUCGUCAUGUUGGAUCGACCUGUAUCAUCCAUCGGAAAUGUCACGGAUCUUGAGUUGUACCGGCGACGGUUUGCAACCGAUGGCCCUUUGACGAUGGCUGGGUCGCCGAGCAGUUCGUCGCCAAAGACGUUCCCGCUAACUGAGCAGUCCAUGCAAAAGCGCAAAAAGUCGCAAACGCCAAUGGUUGGUAGCCAUCCAUUAGCACGUGAGUCAAUGAAGCAAGACGAACUCAGCAACGCCAGUUACAAGAAGUACACGGUCUGGCGAAAACAGCCAAUGCGUAUUGUAGGCAUGAGCGAGCGUAUUCUGGUAAUAGAUGGCGAAUAUAUACACAUCAUGCCAGCGUCUGGCGGUAAGGCAUUACAAGACGGCUCAGGCAAGACAACAACAGUGCACUUCAGCAACGUAGUUGGAUGCAAAGUAUUCCGAAAACAUCCUACAAACGUCAAGCUUAUUGUGUACAAAGCGACGGAAAGUAAACGAUAUGAUUUCGAAGCACGCAGUGCGCUGGAAGCGGCUGAAAUAGUGGAGGAACUCAAGAAAGGCAUGUUCAAAUGA